AAAUCCAGAGGAAAACCCCAGGUGGGACCUAUCUGUAUGAAGGAUGAAGUUUCCAAGGUCUGAACAUGGAGUGGCUGAGAGGAAGUGAUGACCCUGUGAGUGAAGACCCUAAAUCAUGGGGGAGCCCUGUGGGUUUGAGAAACCCUGGAUGAAAGGUGAAGGAUUUUACAGACCUGUUUACAGACCUCUUUAGUGACAGAAGGGAGACCUUUGUGCAAAGGUCAAAGAAUUGGGAAAGUCUGAAAAGAAAAUAGGAAAGUAAUAAUGAAGAUGAAAUAACUACUUAGAAUACUCUGCCAUGUGAUUUGCAGGCAAGAUCUCAUUUGUUUUUCACAAUAAUGCAAUGAAGAAGUGAUUCUGAGUCACGUUUCAUAAGUGAGAAGACUGACACUCAAACAUGUUCAAUACCUGGCCUGGGGCCCCAUGGUCAAGCCAGGACUGAACCUUGGACCACCAGUUACUUAUUGUAACAUAUGACCAGUUACCCACCUAUCAGUUCCAAACCCAAACUCUUUCCCUUGCACCACACGCUUUUGUGUGGAUGAGCCUCCACAACCCCGUCAACAACAAACUGUCACUUUGUUACUUUUAAUGUCUCCUGCUUCACAGGACAUGGCUAGCUUCGAAGAGAUUAGGGGUACAUGCCCAGAGGGACUACUUCUCAAUUUCUUUGCUCAAGUGCUGCAGAUCUCAGAGGCACAUAAAUGUCCCCCGCAUGGAGCAGAGACUUUGCAGUGCCUGAUCUGGGCAGGAAACGGAGGCAUGCACCUGGGGCAGGAUCAUACAGAGUGAACCCUGUCCCUGCUGCAGCACUAGGUUUGGAGAAAUCUACUGGAUAUUUACACACCUUUCCCACUUCUGCUUGUGACUUGUGGCCAAACUCAAGAGUACCACCCACUUCCGGGAAUAGUGGACUGAGGUAACAGAAACAUUCUAGAUUCAUACAAUUGGGGUCAGCUUAGGAUCAUCUGAAAACGAAGAUUGUGUAUGUCAAUUGCCUUCUAGCAGGACUGGUGGAGAGAUGUACUUAAUGAAUGAUUUUAGAAAAGGGCUAGAGGUGAAGCACAUGGCCUCUGCCCUCACUCGUUGAAGACUAUCUUCUGAAGUCCUAUGGAGCUCAGUGCCUGCCACAUGGCUGCCCACAUUUGAACUGAGCUGAAUUUUCACCUAUGGGCUUCAAAGGCUGUGUGUACUCUGGGAUCUCUGUGAAUCUGUCAGGGAAGGUGUCUUUGUCAUGUUUGUGGAUGGGACUGUCUUUGGGGGUUUCCCCAGGGCUUUACAUUCACUCUCCAAGGGUACAUUUGUAGUCAUUCUCAUCAGUGGAAAUGCCCACCUGCCGGCAGAAGUUAUCUGGAACCAAGCAAGAGCACUGUCGCUGGCUGUGGUGGUGUUUCUCUCUAGUCAGUUCCCCUUUCUGCAUUUGAGUUCUCGCGUCAGUCCUGACAUUAUUUCUCUCUCUACAAGAAGUCUUAGGAGGUAUGGGGAGCUCGCAAAGUCUCCUUUUGGCUUAUUCUUAAUACCUUGCUUCUGUGUUCCUUGGGAAUGCUGCUGUAUUUAUGCAUCUGGUCUCUUUUUGGAGCUGCAGUGGACGGGCAUUUGUGACAGCACUAUGGGACUGAGUACCAUUCUCUUUGCGUUGGCCCUCCUGAUCUUUGGUGCUGAUUCCCUGAAGAUUCAAGCUUAUUUCAAUGAGACUGCAGACCUGCCAUGCAAGUUUGCAAACUCUCAAAACCUAAGCCUAAGUGAGCUAGUAGUUUUUUGGCAGAACCAGGAAAACUUGGUUCUGAAUGAGGUAUACUUAGGAAAAGAGAAAUUUGACAGCGUUCAUUCCAAGUAUAUGGGCCGCACAAGUUUUGAUCCAGACAGUUGGACCCUGAGACUUCACAACCUUCAGAUCAAGGACAAGGGCUUAUAUCGAUGUAUCAUUCAUCACAAAAAACCCACAGGAAUGAUUCGCAUCCACCAGAUGAAUUCCGACCUGUUAGUGCUUGCUAACUUCAGUCAACCUGAAAUAGUCCCAAUUUCUAAUAUAACAGAAAAUUUGUACAUAAAUUUGACCUGUUCAUCUAUACAUGGUUACCCAGAACCUAAGAAGAUGAGUUUUUUGCUAAUAACCAAAAAUUCAACUACCGAGUAUGAUGGUGUUAUGCAGAAAUCUCAAGAUAAUGUCACAGAACUGUACGAUGUUUCCAUCAGCCUGUCUGUUUCAUUCCCUGAUGUCACAAGCAAUAUGACCACCUUCUGCGUUCUGCAAACUGAGAAGACACGGCUUUUAUCCCCACCCUUCUCUAUAGAGAUUGAGAACCCUCAGCCUCCCCCAGACCAUACCCCUUGGAUUGCAGCUGUACUUCUCGCAAUAAUUAUAUGUGUGAUGAUGGUAUUCUGUCUAAAUCUAUGGAAACGGAAGAAGAAGAAGCAGCCUCGCAGAUCUUAUGAAUGUGAACCCAUCAACAUGGAGAGGGGAGAGAGUGAACAGAUCCAGAAAAGCGUAAAAAUCCAUGUACCUGAAAGAUCUGAUGAAGCCCAGCAUGUUUUUAAAAGUUCCAAGACACCUUCAUGCGACGAAAGUGAUACAUGUUUUUAAUUAAAGAGUAAAGCCCAUACAAGUUUUCAUUUGUAACACAAUUUCAUUUGCAAGUUUCUGGGCAACCUUUCUCAUUUUUUCUGGAAAGCAAGAAGACAUUACCAUUAAUAAUAGGGGGACAGGGUCAUAACCCCCAGGACUCCCUCUAAGUGGAAUAGCCUCCCUGUAACUCCAGCUGUUCUCCAUAUGCCAAAAGCAGACUUUAAUUCUCUCAUUGCUUCUUUUCACUGUGGAACACUCUUAUGAGCCAAGCCCAGCUUAAUGAUUCAUGGCCUGGAAAUAAAAUUUAGGACCAACACGUCCUCCAGAUCAGAUUAUUCUCUUAAUGUCAUAGAUUGUGGUUUUUAAAAAAUAGAACUUCUGGAAAACUGCAUUUUAUCUGCUCAAAAUUCUAAGCUGGUGCCUCACUGAAUCUUGUAUACCUGUGACUGAACAACUACCUUCUCAGUCUGGGUGGGAGUUAGGUAUUUAUGACCUUACAGUGCUAAUACUUUGAAACAUAAAGAUCCAUGUACUGUAAUAGUGUGAUUACUAUGCUCUAGAGAAGUCUAUCUCUGCUAAGGAUUGUUGUCCCUCUGUCAGGGUCAGUAAGAAAAAUGGUGGCCUAGGGUACAGGCAACAAUGAGCAGACCAACCUAAAUUUGGGGAAAUUAGGAGAGGCAGAGAUAGAACCUGGAGCCACUUUUUUCUGGGCAGUCACUAAUGUUGAGGAAGCUUGCCUUGCCCAACAAGCCCUAGUGGAGAGCACUAAAUAAACAGGAAAGUGCUGGAUCUUGUGAACUCUGUUUCUCUGGAAGAAUUGACUAGUGAGAUGGCCUGGGGAAGCUCUGAAAGAAUCAACAGAGAUCACAAUACUCAAAAGAGAAAAAAAGAGAGAUCUUAAUCCAAAGAAAUGCAUGAAAUGUCUGGUCUGUCCAGUCCAUCAACAAAUCUUGAAACAAGCAACAGAUAUACAGUCUGUCCAAAUGGACUUAAGACAGACAGCAGUUUCCCUGGUGGUCAGGGAGAGGUUUUGGUGAUACCCAAGUUAUUGGGAUGUCAUCUUCCUGGAAGCAGAGAUGGGGAGGGAGAGCCAUUGUCUUGAUAAUGGGAUGAGUGGAAGGAGGCUUAGGGCUCUCCACUCCUGGCUGAGAGAGAAAAAGCUGCAAUGGAAUUAGGAAGACCAAGAUGCAGAUCAUGUAGGGGCUUCCUUAAUGUACAAAUGUCCUACAGGAAUCUGGGCUGGCCCAGAGUAGCAAAUUUCAGUUGGAUGAUUGUUUUUGCUGAAGGCAACCAGAGGAAAACUGCGUACAGAGAUGGAUAUACUGGGAGAAAUGACUUUGGAAACCUGGCUCAAAAGUAGGAUUAGUAAGGGAUGGAGCAGUCUCUGUCCAAACCUAAAGAGAACUCUGGGGGGCCUAAGCCACAAAAAUAGUUCCUUUAUUUUACUUGAACAACCCCCAAGGGUUAUAGACUGCUAUGCUAGACAAGCUUGUCCAUGUAGUAUUCCCAUAUGUGUACAGUGCCCCUGCCUUCAUUAGAUUCCUAGCACCUGGCCAGUUUCUAACAUGUUUUGUGCAGCACAAUUUUUAAUAAAUGCUUAUUACAUUCA
Molecule: messenger RNA, 4175 nt
Organism: Cebus imitator (Panamanian white-faced capuchin)
Lineage: Eukaryota; Metazoa; Chordata; Mammalia; Primates; Cebidae
Gene: CD86
Product: CD86 molecule
Exons: 7
Coding region: 1235-2584 (449 amino acids)
Biological process (GO): cellular response to lipopolysaccharide; cell surface receptor signaling pathway; T cell costimulation
Cellular component (GO): external side of plasma membrane
Source: RefSeq, a predicted model, not a curated record